Molecule: messenger RNA, 735 nt
Organism: Symbiodinium necroappetens
Lineage: Eukaryota; Dinophyceae; Suessiales; Symbiodiniaceae
Source: the annotation of a GenBank genome assembly
AUGGUGGAGUUCGCGCAGCGAGAGCCGCAGGAGAAGCGUGGCACUACCCAGACGACCAUCUACUUGGUUCGAACGAUCGGAUCCAUAGUGGCCACGGCCGUCGUCGGUAUCGGAAUGAACGGCAAGGAGUACAACGGCACUUUUGAUUUCACUUUGCGCUUCAACCAGGUCAUGCUCAUCUUUGCCGCCCCGGCAGGGCUCAUGAUCCCAGUGUCGUGGUUCCUGGUUAAGGACACUCCCGUCCAGCAGGGCCAGCGCCGGUCCCUGCGGCAGUACCUGCGCCAGGCCUGGGCAUUGAUGACGCACAAGGUGAUGUGGAACUUCUGGGAAGCGGUGAUCGGCCGCAUUAACACCACAGCCUCGGGAUUGGUGAAGAGUGAAUGGGCCGGCGUCAAGAAUUUCCAGAAUCAGCUCUUUAGCCUCGUGUCGCUGAUGGUGUUCUCCUAUGGCCUCCACAUUGUGAAGAAGCACCUUCUUCACUGCAGCUGGCGCAAGAUGCUUCUGGGCACGGGUAUCUUCUUGAACGUGAUGGAUGGAACCUUGGCAUUGCUGACCACCUACGACAUUGUACGAAACCAGUACUUCUACCUGGGCGAGCAGAUCCUGGAUGAUAUACCAGCAGCGGCGAACUUCGUCAUCGGCACUUUCAUCGUCGUCGAGCUGGCGGACCAGGCGGGAUUUACUCGCGAUUCGCCGCACCGGGCCAGUUGGGAGCAGUCGACUCCCCCAGCAUGA